UGGCCAACAUUUCAUGUCUAUAUACGGGUUAAUCAGGAUGUGUACCCGAUAAACCGUCAUUGUUUAUUUUUAUGACGGCUGAUAGAGCGUGUUUGUUGUUAGAAAUCUGUGAAAGACAGCGAGAGCGUUGUACUUAGUGUAAACAUGGAAGACCGGUUUUUGCUGUAACCCGACGGGACGCCGCUGAAAACUUCACGCUUUCUUAUGAAAGUCCCCGAUGAGUUUAUCUCACCAGUAACGGCCACAGCCAAAGGCUCUCACGGCAAUACGAGAUUUUGGUGGCUGCAACUAGGACAGCCCAAUAACCAGGUGGCAGUCUCCGGCUGGGGCCCGUGGUCCGGAUUUGGGUUCUGCUGUAACGGAGUUCAGCGUCGGAUCCGGUAUUGCCGCAUUCCGAGCUACCUCGGCUCAGCCGGAUGCGACGGGCCGACUUGGGAGGAAUUCGUGGCCUGCCCAGAUGGCGCUACUGAUACCUGUGCUACGUUAGUAUCCGGUAAAUAGCUAGGACCGGAUGAUCCGGAUGACGGAUCAGGAUCCGGUGAAGCGGAUAUGAACACCAUAUUGGAUUGAUCAGGAAUCCGUACUCUUCGAUAGGAGAGAAUGAGACAUUGAUAUUGAUACAGACGGAAAUAAUAGCAUUUCUUUUAAAAAUAGCGGAGGGAAAUUUGCUUCCGAAUUCAGUAUUAAAAUAUUAUCAAAGAUAGACACUGGAAGAAAUCAGAGAAAUACUAAAUUAGUUCUGAAAAUAGACCAGAGAUAGCCGACAGUGACUUGACUGCUUAGUGUUUUAAAGUACUAGUUGAUCUCAUGAAAUCGACUUAUUAACGAUUGAAUUUAUUCUGCCACUUUUUAUUUCAAACUCGAUUUGUACCUGUAAAUAAUAAUGUGUGCAUUUUAUCGAUUGCAUUAUAA
Molecule: messenger RNA, 912 nt
Organism: Lingula anatina
Lineage: Eukaryota; Metazoa; Brachiopoda; Lingulata; Lingulida; Lingulidae
Source: RefSeq, a predicted model, not a curated record